AUGGACAAAGUACCCAAGAAUUAUAUAUUUUUCGAUGCCAAUGAUCUCAGUAGCGAAGACAAAAAAGGCUUUGAUAUCAUUUAUCCCGAAUGGAAUGAAAUGAGCUUUUUUGAGAAACCUGACUGGUGUUCUAUAAGAAUGAUGCUGAAGACUGUCAAGCUACAUUCAAUCACGGAGUAUCACCGAGAAACGACCAGCCGCAAGUUGACAGUUAGCAUGGACAACAUGCGGCAAUCAAAUACGAUCAUUGACGUAGACUACAGUAAAUUGUAUAGUCAGCUCUACGCUGAUAAAGAAAAUGACAUUCACAAUGCUCCGGAAAUACAAAUUGACUUUACAAAGAACGAUGAUGUAAAACCCAAAAACAUCACUACAGGUUCUAUAAUAGUGGAUCAAUCGAAAGUGGCGAUGCCAUACGGCUUCAUAUGCUCAGAUGGUAUUAAGGAUCUCACAUCGGUAAUCACUGGAUGUGCGCAAUAUAUAAAAGGCAAUUGCGCUGUACAACUAGAUAGACACUUUAUUGAAGCGGGCUUUUUGGAGACUCCUAUGACUUCAUUCAAAAUGGUUAUUGGAGACAAAGACUUAGAAGAGAUGCUUCGCUGCAUCAGAGUGCUAGAAUGUGAUACUUUCGAAAGUUGCAUAGAGGCUGUCUAUAGCACGGAUAGUAUAUGUCGACGGGAGAGAGAGAUUUUCAAAUAUACAGAUUUCUCAUCACUCUUCGGUAUAACUUUGGACGCUCUUCGGUCUGGCAAACGAAGUGAAAAUGCGAAUUUUAUACGAGCAGUUAGAGACUGGAUUGAAGGAAAUCUUCAAACUAAAGCUGCAGCAUCUCUGAUGGCAGUAACUCUUUUCGACAUUGAGCUCGACUGGGGAAUGCAAGAAGCCUAUUAUGAUACCGAAGAGAUUAGUUACUUUGAAGGAGAUAUUGGAUAA
This is a messenger RNA of Umbelopsis ramanniana AG, 933 nucleotides long. RefSeq lists its product as uncharacterized. The transcript is spliced from 2 exons. The record is from RefSeq and is a predicted model, not a curated record. Bases 1 to 933 code for a protein of 310 amino acids. Lineage: Eukaryota; Fungi; Mucoromycota; Umbelopsidomycetes; Umbelopsidales; Umbelopsidaceae.